CACUGGUCCCUGGGUGGUUGCAGUGGUAGUGUGCGAGCUUGCUGACCGAAAAGUGGAAUCCGGUCCCCUGUGUUCGUGGAGUCUCAGCCGCCGAGGAUCUCAGGGCUGGUUCCCGUCCCUUCGGAGCCCCGGAGGCCAAACUGGGAUUACAAGUUUAAGGUUUCCUAGAGGGCGGAAGAUAAGGAGCCGACCUCUCCCCCGCUGCGGUGUCUGCUGCGGGAGCGGCCAACCCCUACCCGAGUUAAAACUCCCGGGGAGUCUUCGCUGCUCCCACCUCCGCUUUUCCCGCCACGCUCCCACUUGGGGUCCCCCCCCACCAGGGCCGCGAGUCGCCGCGGUCGCCGCAGCUUGGCUGGGGGCUGGAUGUGCGCCCCCGCGGGUUCCCGGGAAUCUGGGAGCGGCCGCUGAGCCGCGGCGCGGGCGGAAAGUUUGUAUUCGCCCCGUGCAGCCUCACCCCGCGGGGCCGACCAGGGGCGUCCACCAUGAUCACCCGUGUCUUCAGCGUGCGCGUGUGGGCCCCGGUGGGCGUCUUGACUUCGCUGGCGUACUGCGUCCACCAGCGGCGGGUGGCCCGGGCCGAGACCCCGGGGCUGCCUGGCCAGCGUCCCGUCGACCGGAGUCUGCUGGAGUUGAAAAUGGUGCAGGUCGUGUUCCGACACGGGGCGCGGAGUCCUCUCAAGCCGCUCCCGCGGGAGCAGGCAGAGUGGAAUCUCCAGCUAUUAGAGGUCCCACCCCAAACUCAGUUUGAUUACACUGUCACCAAUCUAGCUGGUGGCCUGAAACCACAUUCUCCUUUCGACUCUCAGUACCGUAAAACCGUACUCAAGGGAGGCAUGUUUGCUGGACAGCUGACUAAUGUGGGCAUGCAGCAGAUGUUUGCCCUAGGACAGAGGCUGAGGAAGAGCUAUGUGGAGGACAUCCCCUUUCUUUCACCAACCUUCAAUCCACUGGAGGUCUUUGUUCGUUCCACUAAUAUAUAUCGGAAUUUGGAGUCUACCCGAUGUUUGCUGGCUGGGCUUUUCCAAAGUCAGAAAGAAGGACCCAUCAUCAUCCACACUGAUGAAGCAAGCUCUGAAGUCUUGUACCCCAACUACCAGAACUGCUGGAGCCUGCAGGAGAGAACCAGAGGCCGGAGGCAGGCUGCCUGUUUGCAGCCAGGAAUCUCCGAGGAUUUGCAAAAGGUGAAGGAAGGGAUGGGCAUUGCCAGUAAUGACGGAGUAGACUUCCUCAGCCUCUUUGACAAUGUGGCUGUUGAGCAGGUGCACAGCCUCCCAAGCUGCCCCACACUGAGGAGAUUUGCACAGAUGAUUGAGCAGAGAGCUGUGGACACGGCCUUGUACGUUAUGCAGAGGGAAGACAGGGAGAGCCUUCAGAUGGCAGUUGGCCCAUUCCUCCACAUCCUGGAGAGCAACCUGCGGAAAGUCAUGGACCCUGCCACUGCACCAGGCAAGACCAGAAAGCUGUACCUCUAUGCGGCUCACGAUGUGACCCUCAUGCCUCUCUUAAUCAUCCUGGGGAUUUUUGACCACAAAUGGCCCCCGUUUGCUGUUGAUCUAACCAUGGAACUCUACCAGCACCGGGAAUCUAAGGAGUGGUUUGUGAAGCUCUAUUACCGUGGGGAGGCUUCCCUGAAGGUUGGAGUUGGGGUGAGGUGGCACGACCCACAGUCUCCAUUUUGGAAGCAAAGAUCCAAACUGGUAUCAGAACUUGAGAGAGCACCGGUCCGGGAAUCACAGGCUGCGAGUUCAAGUCCUACCUCUGUAUGUACCAUCCGUGUGACUUUGGGUAAGUCCGUUAACUUCCCGUGAACAAGCUUGUAUAUCCUCAUUUGUGAAAUGAGGCUCUCAUAUAGUGUCUCCUUCACAGAA
This is a messenger RNA of Panthera uncia (snow leopard), 1868 nucleotides long. RefSeq names its product acid phosphatase 6, lysophosphatidic (gene ACP6). The coding region runs from base 483 to 1808 and encodes 441 amino acids. Gene Ontology annotation, biological process: dephosphorylation. The transcript is spliced from 10 exons. NCBI's taxonomy places the organism in Eukaryota, Metazoa, Chordata, Mammalia, Carnivora, Felidae. The record is from RefSeq and is a predicted model, not a curated record. Gene Ontology annotation, molecular function: phosphatase activity.